CCAACUACAACUUACAAUUAUAAAUAGUUCAAAAAAUAGUCCCAUUUCCCUCUCUUUUUCUUUCUUGCUCUCUGCUUCUACAUUUCUUCUGCAUCUUUAACUAUCAUCAUCUUGUUCAAACUCAGAAUCAAGAAGAAACACAUCAAGAUUAUGUCUGAAGAUGAACGCGAAAAUGACCACAAUAAGAAACAAAAGAUGAAGUCUGCAGUACAAGAAGAAGAAGAGUAUGAACCGAAUUUGCUAGAGUUAUUAUCUCAGAUGAACACGAACUUGAUGAUCCCCCCCAAAAAAAACAGGAACCCUAGAUCCCCGGAUACAAUCGAAUCCUCUAAUCGAAGCACGGAUCUUCUUCCUCUCCAGCACAAAUAUAUUGAGCAAGGAGGAGAAACUCCCUUUUCCGUAGCUGUGGAAGCGAAUCAGAACAUGCCAGAAAGUUCCAACGUAGCACAAGGAAGCAAGAAAGUAGUAUUGUCAAAAAGGAAAAGGCCUAAUCCUGAAAAUGUUGAACAAUUGCCAAAAUGGCCAAUCACUUAUAGUGAAAACGAUCCUGAUAUGGAUAUUCUGGAAUUGAUGAGUCUGAUGGAGACAUGCCUUGACCUGAAUUCUGAAGAUGCUAUUAGAAAUGUAAAUGCAAUUCAUAAUUAGAUUUAGUGACCAAAAACACUAAUGCUAGCUAGAUAUGAAAAUACCAGUAUAGAAGAGACCAGUAUGUAGAUGUGACCAAUUUUCUAUGUUUUGUAUCAGCAAGAUAAUGGUUUUUUGGAUAUGGAAGGCUUAAUGACUUUUACUGUUUUUUUUAA
This is a messenger RNA of Solanum dulcamara, 800 nucleotides long. RefSeq lists its product as uncharacterized. The transcript is spliced from 3 exons. NCBI's taxonomy places the organism in Eukaryota, Viridiplantae, Streptophyta, Magnoliopsida, Solanales, Solanaceae. Bases 151 to 645 code for a protein of 164 amino acids. The record is from RefSeq and is a predicted model, not a curated record.